GAGCUUACAUGUUUGGUUGGCAUCUUGUGACUCAACUUUUCGAGGAAAAACAGGAAAAAAAGAGGAGAGCAUAAACUUUCUGUUCCGAUAAAGACGUAAACAUGGCUGAGAGUGUACCGAUGUGAAAGUGUUAUGAAUGUUGUGAUGAUCCAAAUUUAAGUCUCUUUUCUUCUUGCUCAGUGUUUCAUUAUCAUUAGUUUCGUGCUUUCAUCAGUCUAUUUGGAGCUACAAGUCUAUCAAUUUACGAAUGUGUUCUACAAGUUUUGAAAAUGUCUACCAGGUCGCAAUUAACCAAAGAUUUGAAUGAAAGCGUCAAAUCUUUGCUGGGGAAACGAGUGAAAAUAUUAUUGAAGAAUGUUGUUAAACUUGAAACAAAAGGAGACAAGACUGAAAACAGGGUUCUGGUGUUCUCACCAUGCCGCCUCUUCCUGCUCACGGCCAAAGUGCCGACCAGAAUUGAUUCGCAUUUUCACUAUUUGGAAAUUCAGGCGGUUGAAAGUAAAAAGCCAAACCAUUUCUGCUUGACUGUAAAUGACAAAAUAUAUUCAUUCCUAACAACUGAGGAGAACAGUAGUGGUGAAGUAGAUGCCAUGAUUCAAGCUCUUGCCACUGCCAUUCGAAAUAUUUUUCCUACAGUGCCGUUAACACAUGUAAUUAGAAAAGUAGAAGUUGUGCCUCCGAAAAGAAUCCAAUUUGUAAGAGAUGCAGAGCUAGCGAUGCGGCAUGGCUCAGAAGUCAGAGGGUUGGGCCCUUGCGGAGGGUUCUCUACUCAAUAUGCUUGUAUGUGUGAUUUCCAUACUCUGCCUUACAGAGAGGAAGUAGCUUGGGAUGUGGAUACUAUUUACCUCUCCCACGACACAAGGGAACUCUGCUUACAAGACUUUGAUCAUUUAGACCCAAAAGAUUUGGUGCCAAUAAUUAGUGCUUUAGAGUAUAAUACUUGGUUUACAAAAUUAAGAGCCAGUAACAUCAAACUCUCUCACGAAGCCUUAGACAGAAUAUUACAUGUUAUGAAAAGGACGCUUAGUAUAGAAGAAUUGUAUUUAGAUAAUUUAGGUUUAAAAUCGGACUUCUCACACAAACUAUCUCUCUCCCUAAUAGCAAAUCCAAAUCUGGCAUUGCACACUUUAGAUCUCUCAAAUAAUUUAAUUGAAGAUAAAGGUGCAUCUACCUUAUGUGGAUUUAUUGCUAAGGUUACACAAGCUGCAAAUCACUUAGCCAGCCCUUUGGCUAAAAUUCCUAAAGGAUUAAUUAACCUGAGUCUUUCCCGCUGCGGACUAUCUUCCAAAGGAAUCAAUCAACUAGCGCAUGCUUUAUCCCUGAAUAAGUGCAUGCCAACAACUUUAACUCAUCUCAAUAUCAGUGAUAAUUACUUCAAGGAUGAUGUUACCAACCUAUGCAGCUUUUUGGCACAACCAAACACAAUCACACACUUAGAUAUAUCCCGUACAGAUUGCCCUCUAGAAACGGUUUUUGGAGCUCUUUUAAGGGGUUGCUCAACUAACCUUGCAUUUUUAAAUGUAUCACAUAAUGUAUUCAGUACAAAGAAGAGCAAAGAAUUGCCACCCUCCUUCAAGCAAUUUUUCAUCUCAACUCUCAGUCUUAAACACAUCAACAUGUCCUAUUGUAAAUUACCUUUAGAUGCUCUCAAGAAUUUGCUGUUGGGAUUGGCAUGCAAUGAGUCAACUACAGACAUAAUUUUAGAUAUUAGUUGCAAUAAUCUGGGUUCACAAGGAGCCCAUGUUCUAGAAUCAUGCAUCCAUGGAGUGCGAUCUAUCGGUGCGCUAGAUAUAAGUGAUAAUAAUAUGGACGUCGAACUAGCCGCUGUGAUAACUGCUGUCAGCAAAAACAAAUCAAUAAAGCACUUUCAUCUUGGUCGGAACAUGAAUAAUAUGAAAGCCAAACACAUUGUCUGCGUCAUGGAUGCUCUUGUAACAAUGAUCCAAGAAGAAAGCUGUGUUUUACAAACUCUUUCCAUUCCAGACUCGAAAUUAAAAUCUGACCUGUACACACUAAUCAAUGCUCUUGGUAGUAAUCAAUGUUUACAAUCGAUUGACAUCAGUGGGAAUUACAUGGGUGAUGCAGGAGCCAGACUUUUAGGAAAAGCUUUGCAGAUAAACUCCCACAUUAGAAGUAUUCUGUACGAUAGGAACAAUAUUACUCUUCAAGGUUACCAUGACUUAGCAUAUGCGCUCGAAAGCAAUUACACAGUUCGCUACAUGCCUCUUCCCCUCUUUGAUGUAAUGCCCUGUAUGAAGUUGUCAGCGGAAAAAACGGAUGCUAUCAUGAAGAAAAUCCAAGAUGUUUUACAUAGGAACGUCUCGCCAAAAAAAUAUAGCAACGGUCAAGCUUUCAGAUUACAGCAAGGAUUUUUGUUAAGUUCAACGCAGCAAAUGGUCGAUCGUCUGGUUGUUCAAAUGCAAGAUACAAUCAAAACUUUAGUACAGGAAACCACCGACAAAAAUGAUGAAAUUAAUUACGCCACAGGACUGAUUGAAGAUGCUGAUAAUUCAAAACAAUUGCUUCCUCGGUUGCAUGAAGUGGUUUUGAGGAAGGAAGAAGCAGGACAUCCUAUCGAUUUGAAAAUGAAACUAAUUUCCGAUGAGCUGCAUGCUGUUAUCGUCAAUUACCUUCAUGAAACUGUUGAAAGCAUGAUGAGGUGUGCACAAGAACAGUGCCCAACCAUUCUUGGUGAUGAAAAAGUUCAAAAUGAAAUAAGAAAAACUUGCCGGGAUAAGAGCGGCAUCGACCCUGAGUAUUUGCGAUCCAUUAUUCUGGAACAAUCAGGAACUCAUAUAAUCAACCGGGUCAAUGAGCUCAGCUCAACUGUGGCUGCCCAUGUGUCUGAUCGUGUCACAGAUGAAGUUAUCGAUUCUCUGUCAAAAUGCCUCAAAUCUUUGUUGGGCGAAAACUGCAGGAAACGGUCAUCUACGCCUGAUGUUCUAAGAACAAUGUUCCGUGUCAAUUCUGAUUCUUCCCGUGUCGAUAGCUUUACUGUCUCUGAUAGCAGUCAACUGUCAGACCCAUCUCCAGUGAAAUUGGAAUAUUUAAAUUUGGCAACUCCUCACUUAUCCUCCAAGCGGAAAAGUCUUCAUGGACGGAAACUCAGGCCUAAAUCUGUAGUUGACAGUGUAGAAGGAAUGUCAGCUGAUGAUAUUCCGGAUCUGCUCCCUUCUUUACCUACCUCAGCUGAAGAAUCUUUGGAUUCUGUGUCCGAAUUACCGACAGGUGUCGGACAGCAGUUACAGCAUUUAGUCAAAGGACGCCCAAAGAGAGCCAAAACGCGGGCACCAACAAGACCAACUAUCAAACCACAGGAAGGACUGGAAGAAGGCUUGGAUACAUUUUUUAGACCAGGAUCCAUAACCCCAACCACUCCUCUUGUCUCACCGUCAUCAGAUGAUAGUGCUGCCAGUUCAUUUGCUGCAGAUUUGAGUCCUAAUAACCCUGUUCAUAAAGAAAAAUCUAGUUCAACGAAAUCCAGCAAAAGUUCUCCUCUUCUAUCAAGUGUUCAAGAAACCCCUAGAUCUCGAUCAAGUGACAAUCUAGAAAAGUAUUCUCCUGUAGGAUUUUGCCGUGUUGGAGACGUAACCACAUCCAACUGCUCAGCAUUUUCAAAAAGUUUAGGUGAGAAAGAUGAAGAUACAAACCGUAGUGACUCCAUCAUUGGUAGAAUAUCUAAUAGUGCUUUCAUUAAACCUAACAAAAGUGAUAAUGAAAAGCCAGAUUCGCCUGGUUUGUCUUUAGUCAAGUUGCGAUCAACAGGACUUUCAGGAAACAACGGAUUUUUCACUCCUAAAUCUCCUAUUUUGAAAUCUCUGAACGCAUCUAAUGAUAGAAAUGAUAACUCAUGCUCCAAAUUAAAAUCAUUGCCUCCUCUAGCGCCAAAACCCCGACCAAAGUCCAUGGCUGAUCCAGAGAGGAAAUCAGGAGAAUUAAGUGCGUAUCUGAAUGAAGGACCAAGUCCAGGGUCUGAGACGCCUGAUACACCAUGUGUUUUGACAGGUGAAAAGAAAUCUGUCAAGGAACUUGCAGCGAAUUUGUGCAAGCAAGGAAGCGACUCUCCAGAUGGCAAAAGGAAACUUGACUUAGGUUCUCACCGGUUAUCUGGUAGCAGACUCGAUGCUCAAAUUCUUUUUGGUGAUAAAAACCAGGUUCUUCCCAAGACACCGAGUAAAAUAAGGAAAAAAUUUGCUGAGGACGGGCCACUGGAUGUGAAUAUUGAAGAUUCAGUUGACGUUUAAAAUCAAAAAGUGCAAAUUGUUCGUGAAGUUUCUUCCUAGUCGUAUGUUACGUACAGUUGUGUUUUCGAAAUUUAGUUGAAGUUUUGUAAAUAAUUUGUCUUGACCUUCCCUCCUGAUUUUAUAUUGCAAGAUCAUGUUUCAAAAAAGUUGUUCGAGAUAUGUUUUACCCCUCAUUUUGACUAGCAUUUUUUGUCUCAUUCUAAGUUAUUUUUAGAAUAGUUUGCUUAUUGCAUCCACCAGUUGAUCAUGAACAAAGGUCGUGUUCUAAUGUUUAAAUGUUAGGACUUACUUAACUAUGUCCUUUAAUUAAUUUUAAGAAUGGAUACAAAUUUCCCAGAAUGAUUCCCGAGUGAGAUUAUCCUCAUUCUAAGUCUCCUAAUACAAGACUCCAAGUCAGAAUCAUAGUUCGCCUUAUCUUGGAUUUGUCUUUACUUUUUCUAACCUUAAUUUACCCCAAAUUGUUAUCAAAUCUCAAAAAAUUCUGUAUGCAGUUGCUUGUCAAGUUUUUACAAUAAUAUAUGCCAAUUAAUUUUUCACAAUCAUAUUCAACUUUCUAUGCAGUGUUUUUUUUUUUUAUUUAUUUAUUUAUUUACAAUGCAUAUUAUUUCUUUGGAGUUAUUUGGAAACUGUAUUCACUCCCAUUUUACACGCUCAUAUCAAUUGCAUGGUGUUUUUUCCUUAUCUUGUUUUUCAGUAAACAAUCAAGACAUUCCAUCCGUUAUAUUAUUUUUCUCACUUGUUUUCAUGGAUACUUAUCUUUUAAGCCCCUUCUGUCAAUUACUGUACAUUUAAAAUUUGUUAAUUCAUUAACUCAGCUAUGUGAAGCUUUUGACUUCUUUUCAUGGUAAUGGGCGACUAGACAUGGUCCCAAUUAGAAAAAGAAGUUUUUAGAAAACGACUCACGUAACAGAAACUUUGAAAAGCGACUCCUAGACGAGGUAUUGACGAAUAUUCUUAGUUGCUGCUGAGUUAUUGGUUGCCUUUGCAAAAGCAGGUCAAAAAAGAGAUGAGAGGAGUAGCAGCAACAAUUGGUAGUGUCAAGAGCCUUUUACUAAUCCUAGUCGUUUGAACUUUCAUCUGAUAUUUCCUUUAUCUUCAAAUAAUAAAAUUAUUAAAAGUAUUAAAAGGUAUAAAGGCAUGUAUUUUAUACUUAAAACAAUUCUCAGUCAGAUCUCCUUGUACCCAUCCAAUUCGCCGACCUCAUUUUCUUUGGUAUUAGUAGUGUUGCUGUUUUCAUAAUUUUCAUCAAGCUAAUAAUUUCUGUAUCUGCUCUUCCUCCCAUCCAUUCCUUUCCUCAUACUUAUUAUUAAUUGAUGUGAUACUUUCAGUUUUUUAAUGACUUGCUAAAACCCAUGAAAAAUGAAAUAAAUUCAACUUCGUUUUAACAUUCCUGCUUUCAUUUAGGAAGUCACAUUAAUGUUAAGUAAGGAGUUUAAUGUCCACUCCUUUUUUUCUUCUUUUUUUUAAUUAUUUGGAUAUCCCUCGCCUUUGGUUUUUUACAAUGUUCUAAUGGUGCCAAUUUUUAGAAUUGUCUGCUCUGAAUUUGAUCCGUAUCUCAAAACACAGAACUGGCCUGUAGACUCAGAUGUAUACUGAGAGGGCAUCAAUGACAGAUGUCUGUCCAAUAUAUUUGUUUCCCUCAUAGUCCCACCAUUCCUAAAUGUCAGUGUGAAACAUUUUGCCAAUCGAACAAGUUUUUGUUAAUACCCUUUUUUUGGAAAUAACUAGGUACUUUUUGAUAAUGAUGCUCAUUUUUUGUUAUUUGUAUUUGUGCCAAUUGUCCAAAUUAUUUGCUCUGAAUUUUGUUCCAAUCUCAAAUGUGUAACUAAUAGAUGUACACAUGUGGACCAUAUUACGCACUAAGGAACCAACUUUCAUGGUUCAUUUCAGAAACAUCAUAUGUACCAUUGGUUUUCGAUGCAGAUAGAUGCUUCUGUAGAUGGUUUAGAAAUAGUAUUUCCUUCUUCGGUUAUGCAGUUCAUCUGUAACACAUAUUUGGUCGAUAAAUUAAUUUUUCCCACAAUCACAGCCUUCUUGGGCGUCAAUAUAGAGGUCUAUUAUAUAUUAAUUUUUUGUCAAUAACAUUGUAACCAUGUUCAAAGAAGUCAUCUUUUCUCGUAUUAAAGGUGCCUUUACCUAUUUUCCCUAGGUACUAAUAUUGUAAAAAAAUAAAGAAAUGUAUCUAAGAUGCCAAACCUUUUUUCUUCCUUUUUUUGUAUUUAAGAUAAUCAAAACAUUCCCGAGUCAAUAUCCAAAUAGUUCCUCUCAUCUAAAUAGAACUGGCCUUGCUCAUAACGAAUUGGAAACAGUAUUAGUAAUUAUCAGACCAUUUCAAAAUUCUAGUCAAAAUUUUGUCUUUUCAUCUGCUUAUGUAAGGGUUUUUCUUCUCCCUAAUUUUUUUUUAACUGCAUCAUGUUUGAAAAAUGGUAAUGGGCCGUUCAUAAAAUACAUACUGCUAAAUUUCAGAUUUUUCGACUCCCCUUCCCCUCCUCCUUCCUCAUUGCGCUUUUGUAACGUAGGUCUCUAUCCUUUAACAUGAAAAAGCAAAACAGUGUAUCACUCUCCUCGACCCCCUCCACCUUUAGAGUGAUAUGUAUUUUAUGAACGGCCCCUGUGCUUGGUUGUAUGUAAAUUGUGAAUUCUGAAAAAGUUCAUUUUCAUAUUGUUUUGUGAAGGUAGAAGACUCGAAAACUGUAGAUAGAUUUAUUUAUUUUUCAUUUAUUUUUAUUUUUUAAAAUGCAUUGUUUUUUAUUAUUACUCCAAUUUUGGAAGAUGAUAAGCUUGAUGUGAAUUAAUGCAUUGCAUUUGCUUUUUGAUUGAGGUGUAGCAGUUCAUAUUUUAAUGAACGACCAGACUUUAUUGUUGGUUUCAUGUCAAUAUUGUGUAUUAAUGAUUAAAGAAUAUCUUCUGUACUUUUUUCCGUCACAAUAGCUUUUUCCUAUUGUGCUCAGCAACACCUAACCACCACAACCUCCUAUCCACACGAAGUCCUUCAAGGAGUUGACACUCCUUCAUUUCGUGUAAAACCCCCUAUUUCCAACCUCUCUCUGGGCAUCCUUUUCGUCUACUCUCAGGAGGAACCCAUUCAAGCAUUUUUUGAGGUUUUCCUGCAUGACCAUUUCUUCUGUGCUAUGUGAAAGCCUUUUUUCCAUUAAAUUUUGAUAUUAUUGUAUCUUAUUUCCUUUUAUUUCGAGCUUAAUUUGUUCUUCAAUUCGGUAGUAAAGAAUUUUCUGUAGAAAGUACAAAGCAAAGAUAAAAACUGUUUUUAACAUUGUUUUGUAUUAAAGAAUUUCAUGUGCCAGAGCUGAAAUCAAAGUAUGGCUUUUUUUUUUUAUCUUGCUUUGUGAUAAAGUGAUAGUUUUAACAGUCUAGUAUAACCGGUUGCCAUUGUAAAUCAAAAAAAAAAGAAAAAGAAAGAAAGAAAAUAAGCAAAUGAGAUACAAGGUUCAUAUGUCACAAUGUUUCCCCUCUGAAAGCAUUAUAAAGUGCCAAAUUAUUUGCCUGCUACAACCACUCUCACCCCAGUUAAAAUUUAAACUUUUUGAAGUUGUCCUCUUUUUUUUAUGAGAAAGAACUAGCAGAAAAGAUGGGAAAUAAAGCACUUUGUCAUAUUUUCUUGGAAUCUUCUUUACAGAGCAAUUUUCCUAAGAUUAAGUUUUGAAAUCAUCUCCCAAUGAGAUAUGACUGGGUUCACAAAGUAAAUUGGCUUGUCUAAAAACCGUCUAUUGUCCAUUGUAAUGUUUCAGACUUGCAGUAGUUUUUUUUUUGUCCUACAAAAUUUAUUGCUCAUCAAAUAUUAUGCAUAAAUUAAACUUUUAAGUAUAUUUAAAGGACUUUAUGUAAAAUUAUUACAUUUCCUCUUAGAUCAACUUUAGUUUGUAAAUUUCAGUAAAAUCAUAUCAUGCAAAUUCAGAAGCACUGUACUAGACAUUGGACUAUUUUGCACAAGCCGGUUCAAAUAAAAGAUGUAUAAUACCAUUUGUGUAUUUCUCAAUAAGAAAUAUUAAUUUAAACACUUGAAAUCAAUUGCAGUCAAUUCUCAUUGCCUUUCAUUCAAGUCCUAAUUGUUAGCAGACAAUUUGUUUGCGGCAUGAAAUUUUGGAGAAGGGACAUUUAGCAUGGUGCUUUGCUUCAAACCUUAUCAACUGAAACUUUGAAAAGUUUCAAUUCAAACUAUCUUGUACAAUUGGAAAAUAAAUUCAUUUUUUGUUUUUCUCUCGCGCACCUACCGAAUACAGUGUCUGAUAAAAGAUGUAAAUAAUAUGAAAAAUAAUUGGAAGAUAAUAAAAUUCCUCCUCAUCAUUUAUUGAUGCACAAUUGGUUUUUGUGAUAGCUUUUAUAAAUGUGUAUUUUUAACUAACUUUUUUAGUCAUGUUCAAUCGACUUAUUAUUAAGUGCAGCUUUUAAACUGUUUGUUUGGAAUCGUUGAAUGUAAAUUUUCUAAUAUCCUUAACGUUGACUGCCAUGACAUCAAUGAAUGCUGCUGUAAAGUUUCCUUGCUUUUUAACUUUUUUUUUCUUCUUUCUUUUUUUUAAAUAUAUAUAGCUCAAUUUUGUUGUUAAAAAUUAUUUUGUUAUUAAUUUUCUUCUCCCUCUCUACGCUGCUUGCUUGUCAAUGUAUUAGUACAGCACUUAAAUAUUAAUAAAGAUAUGAAGAAGUGUAAUUUAAUAAUGUUUAAGUGCUGAUUUAUUAAUCCAGCACUCAACUGCAAGGAUACAAAUCCUGGCUUUUAACAGGCACCAAAUUCCGACACAAUCACUCAUCUAACACAUGUAUAAUUUUUUGUUCGAUUGAUUGAUUUAUUUAUUUUUUUUUACCUGUACUAGCGCUUAUCUCUAUCCCAUCUGUGACUAAUAACUGAUUUCUUACCAUCAUUUUCUGGCAUUGUACUCUUAUAAAUUAUUUAUUGCAUUAAUAUUCCUUCCAUCUUUUUAUCCAGAUGUAUGUCCUGUAGUCUCAUUAGGUAGAUAUCCAUUUUCUACCUUGGCAACACUUAAAUUUAACAUAAGCUGUAAUUAUUAAUUCCUGGCUUAUUAAAACCAUUUUAAUAUUAUCUAA
Bemisia tabaci is the source of this 9302-nucleotide messenger RNA. It is a transcript of the gene LRR, whose product is annotated as capping protein regulator and myosin 1 linker 1 leucine rich repeat protein. Gene Ontology annotation, cellular component: lamellipodium; plasma membrane. Gene Ontology annotation, molecular function: protein binding. NCBI's taxonomy places the organism in Eukaryota, Metazoa, Arthropoda, Insecta, Hemiptera, Aleyrodidae. Gene Ontology annotation, biological process: regulation of Arp2/3 complex-mediated actin nucleation; cell migration. The record is from RefSeq and is a predicted model, not a curated record.